Messenger RNA from Diaporthe batatas, 405 nucleotides. RefSeq lists its product as uncharacterized. NCBI's taxonomy places the organism in Eukaryota, Fungi, Ascomycota, Sordariomycetes, Diaporthales, Diaporthaceae. The record is from RefSeq and is a predicted model, not a curated record. Bases 1 to 405 code for a protein of 134 amino acids. The transcript has a single exon.
AUGAAGAUCAACACAGCCGUCAUCGCCCUUCUGGCAGCAACCACAGCCGCCGUGCCCAUCGACACGACCGAGCCAGCAGCGACAUCAACCACCACAGCCGCGGACGUCCAGGCCUGCAUGAUGCCCAACAAAUGCGGACCAGUGCUCAACAACAAGAUAGCCCCCGCGACGUCGGAGCCAGCAGCGACAUCAACCACCACAGCCGCGGACGUCGAGGCCUGCACGGUGCCCAACAAAUGCGGACCAACGGUCACCGACAAGACGGCCCCCGCGACGCCGGAUCCAGCAGAAACAACGGCCACGUUCGAAGCCUGUGUCAUGCCCGACGGAUGCUCAAACAAGCUCCACGACAAUGCCGGCUCCACGGGGCUGUCCCCACAGGUUACACCACCGCCCAUCAACUAA